Molecule: messenger RNA, 1489 nt
Organism: Mercenaria mercenaria
Lineage: Eukaryota; Metazoa; Mollusca; Bivalvia; Venerida; Veneridae
Product: beta-1,3-galactosyltransferase 1-like
Exons: 1
Coding region: 20-1054 (344 amino acids)
Cellular component (GO): membrane
Molecular function (GO): hexosyltransferase activity
Source: RefSeq, a predicted model, not a curated record
CUUGUUUACACUAUUGAGUAUGCUUGUUACGAAGGAAAUAUAUUACCGUAUGAUAUCGAAAAUCAUUUCAUAUACAUUUAGACACAAAAAACUGUUUACAACUUUAAUUAUUUUAUUGUUUACAUAUAUGUUCACAUGCUUUAGUAAGUUUUCUUUAGAUGGAUAUCCGCAUGUGAUUAAAAGAAUAAAUUAUGAAUUGAAUAAGGAUAAUUCUAAAAUUAAAUUGACUUGUAACAAAUGUUUUACACUGAAUGUUUCGUACUUAAUAAAUAACAAAAGCAUUUGCAAAAAUGACGCACCAGACAAAACCAUUGAUAUUUUGAUAUUAAUUUCAACAGUAAGCGAUCAUUUUGAAACUCGACAAACCCUUAGGUCAACAUGGUUAAAUUACACAAGAAAAAACACUGCUAAUGUACGUUAUGUGUUCCUUCUUGGCGAUAGAAGUGAUUAUGGUGCACAGAUGUCUGAUAUUAAGGAAAAUGCAAAGUACAAAGACAUUAUAAAAGGAAGUUUCAUCGAUACAUACAGAAACUUAACUUAUAAAACUAUCCUGGGACUGAAAUGGGCAGUGUCGUUCUGUUCAACUGCUAAGUUUGUUUUAAAAACAGACGAUGAUGUAUAUGUCAAUAUACCAAAUAUUUUGAAGUUGAUUAACAAUAAAAAGGAAGACUUGGAUAAGGCUUUGGUAGGACAUUGUACCAGUAUACAGGCAGUGGAAAGAAGAGUGAGUUCAAAAUCUUAUAUUCCUAAGAAUAUAUACACUAAUGACAUGUAUCUACCAUUUUGCUCUGGGACUGGCUAUAUAUCAAGCAUGGAUUUGAUAAAGGACAUAUACAAAGUGUCCAUUAAUGUUACUUUCUUCCCUUUAGAAGAUGUUUAUAUUGGGAUGUGUGCGAAAGUAUUAAGUGCUAAACUAAUAGAUAUAAAAGGUUUUAAAAGUGAUACUUCUAAACGAAAUCACUGUAUUUUGAAAGACAAAAACGUGUACACAAUUCAUAAUGUGAGCUCUAGCGAACUUAAAUACAUUUGGACGUCUUUCUGUCCAGGUUUGUGAAGACUUACACUCAACAGUGCUUAAAAUACACGUGUAGUACUUAACCAAGUAAGUGUGGCAGGAUAUUUUGGAACAGUUUCAAUGAAUGAUGUUGUUUUGGAAUUGCGACUGGCAUUAACAGAUGAACAUGUUUACCAGCAACAUCUGUCUGAGUUCAGUACUGCUUUAAGAAUUUAAUACGAAGUAAACGACAUUGUAUGACAUGUUUCACGUGGACUGAAUAUGAAUACAGUGAAACACCGCUCGCUCGAGCAUCGAUGACUCGAGCACCCGGGCUAGCUCGAGCAAUUCAUGUGGUCCCGGCCGAUUUCCUUCUAUUUUCUAUGUGAAAUUACCAUGGCUGGGUCGAGCAUCGAUAACUCGAUCGCUCGAACAUGACACCUGGUCCCUGUGUAUUAAUUUACUCUUUGUUGCUUCUGGCAAACUCGAGCAGAG